Beta vulgaris subsp. vulgaris (sugar beet) is the source of this 2141-nucleotide messenger RNA. RefSeq lists its product as hypothetical. The record is from RefSeq and is a predicted model, not a curated record. The transcript is spliced from 7 exons. Gene Ontology annotation, cellular component: membrane. Gene Ontology annotation, biological process: intracellular calcium ion homeostasis; calcium ion transmembrane transport. NCBI's taxonomy places the organism in Eukaryota, Viridiplantae, Streptophyta, Magnoliopsida, Caryophyllales, Amaranthaceae. Bases 135 to 1853 code for a protein of 572 amino acids. Gene Ontology annotation, molecular function: calcium ion binding; calcium:proton antiporter activity.
CAACUAUACCGGCAUCUGUCAGAAUCAAAAUUCCCUUUUUAGAUUUGAUUUCUUCCCAUAAACAUCUUAACUAAACAACCCUUAUUUCAUAUUUUUUUCACAAACAUAAUUUUCUAAAACCCAACAAAAAAAUCAUGGCCACUAAAACCACCUUUAUCUACAUUUUCUCUCUCCUAAUCCUUCUUAUCUCCGGCAUCUCAGCCGCCCGUGAUUUAAUCUCCGAUGAAAACAACGAAGUGGGUGUGGUGGGUCACUCUUAUCUUCGUCUUCCAACGAUGAAAUCAGUGUUUUCUUCAUCUGAGAUUUGUGAGCAAAGUUAUGGGUUUUUACCAUGUACUACAACUGUACUGGGAAACAUGUUCUUGAUUUUGGUUUAUGGGUAUUUGAUGUAUACUGCUGCUACUUAUUUGUCCUAUGGAAGUGAACUUUUGUUGGAGAUUUUAGGUCCUGGUAUUAUUGGUGGUCUUUUUCUUCCCAUUCUUGGUGCUCUUCCUGAUGCAAUGCUCAUCAUGGUAUCUGGGCUUUCUGGAAGCCCUGCAGUUGCUCAACAGCAGGUUUCGGUUGGAAUGGGGUUGCUUGCUGGUUCCACAGUCAUGCUUAUUACAGUAAUAUGGGGAACUUGUGUUUUGGUUGGCAAGUGUGAUAUCGAAGGUUCACUUGCAGUCGAUGAAAGAGACACGAAAGGAUUUAAUUUACGCGAUUCUGGUGUUUCUACUGAUAUAUGGACAAGUUAUGCUGCAAGGAUCAUGGCUAUCUCUGUAUUACCAUUUCUUGUUGUCCAAUUGCCACAAGCUUUCAGUUCAAAUUCAGGAAGACACAUGGCAGUGCUGAUUGCCCUCAUAAUCUCUGUUCUUAUGCUGAUUAGCUAUUGUGUUUACCAGGUUUUCCAACCUUGGAUCCAAGUGAGGAAGCUUCAGUAUGUGAAGCAUAGGCGUGUGAUGACAGGAUUUCUUAAACAUUUGAAAAAGAAAAGUUUUGGGAAACUUUGCAAUGAUGAUGGCGGUUUAAACACGGCUGUUAUAGAUAAGAUUUUCCAAGCAGUUGAUCAGGACAAUGAUGGCUACCUCUCAAAAGGGGAACUUACAGCUUUUGUUGUUGGAAUGCAUAUUGAUGGGAUGAGCGUGGCCGAAGAUGAUGUUGUACAGAAACUAAUGAAGGAAUUUGAUACAGAAACCUUGGAUGGGAGGCUUGAUCGUGUUGAGUUCUCGCAGGGAAUCUCAAAGUUGCUUAGCCUUGUAAGAGGUGACAAGGUUUCUCAUCAUAAUGCUGACACUCUAAAACAUAUAGAUUCGUAUGACGAGGAGGCAAAAGUAGAGCAUCGUCUGUUGGGUGAUUCUGGUGAUGAGGCUGGUGAAGUAAUUGAAAACCCCAAGGCAACCACCAUUAAGGCAGUAUUAUUCCUUGUGCUUGGGACUAUAAUUGCCGCUGUCUUUGCAGAUCCACUAGUAGAUGCUGUAAACAAUUUCUCCGAUGCAACCAGCAUUCCUUCCUUCUUCAUCUCGUUUAUUGCCCUACCCCUAGCAACAAACUCCAGUGAAGCUGUGUCAGCUAUCAUCUUCGCCACCAGGAAGAAGACAAAAUCUGCAUCACUGACAUUUUCUGAGCUAUAUGGAGCAGUGACCAUGAACAACGUACUCUGUCUUUCUGUGUUUUUGGCUUUAGUGUAUGUAAGAGGGUUGUCUUGGGAUUUUUCCUCUGAAGUACUCGUCAUUUUCCUCGUUUGCGUCAUAAUGGGUGCUCUCGGCAGCUUCCGCACUACAUUUCCUCUUUGGACAACAAUCGUGGCUUUCCUUCUCUACCCAUUAUCACUGGUGCUUGUUUAUGUCCUUGACUACAUCUUUGGUUGGUCAUAAAUCUAUCGCUUAUCCUAAACAAUAGUCAAUAGGACUUUGCAUUCUCUGUGACACACAUACAUGAUUUUCUGAUUGUAAGUGUUUCUUUUCUCUCUAUUCUCACCCCUGCCCCUUCCUCUCAUGUUGAGUGCUUGUGCUGGCCUAUACAUGUAUAUUGCACAGAGUGGAGCAGUUUUCUUCUAUGCAUCCAAUCACUUAUGUGCUUCAUAUAUGUCUGUAUCUUUUAAAUAACCUUUAUCUGGAUCAAUAGUGUUUUCUAAAUCUAUCUCCAAUUAAUAUUUUCUGAAA